AUGGACAAACUCGACCAGGAACUAGAGAAACUAAAACGGAUACAUGAUAAGCACAGCCAGCAGAAUCCGAAGCAGGAACAUCCAAAGCGGGCUCUAGUCGGAGUAGCGCCCCUUCGUGGUAAUUCUCUCGAUACCCAAUGGGUCGCAGCCAUGGAGAUUGGGUCUCCGCCGCAGGAGUUCUCGGUCGUCUUUGAUACUGGUAGCAGUGACCUCUGGAUCCCUUCAACGAGUUGUCAGACUUUGACAUGUAUGACCCUUCGGCGGUUCAACCCUGCUCGAUCAAGUACGUUUCAUCAGGAUGGAAGGCCUUGGUCAAUCAACUAUGCAGACGACUCCAAAGUCUCGGGUGUGCUGGCCACGGACAAUAUCAAAGUUGCAGGAAUAACGAUUAACGACCAGACCUUUGGCAUGGCUUCUGUCAACUCGGGAUCUACAGCCGCCACCGGAGUAGACGGGAUCAUGGGACUCGGUUUCAACUCUAACAGCGAAAUGGGCAAUGUCAAUACACCCAUAACGAACAUGAUUCUGCAGAACCAGAUUGACCAGCCCAUUGUAUCGGUAUGGCUCAACAAGGCAUCGGACCAGGACGCAUCACUAUCCAACGGCGGACAGUUCAUUUUCGGAGGCGUCGACCCAUCGCUCUACGUCGGACCCAUCACCUACGUCCCCGUCACAUCGUCAAAGGAAUGGCAGAUUUCCAUCGAUCAAGUCUUUAUCGGACGCAAGGAACUCUCUCUCUCCAGCGCAGCUUCCUCGGCAAUUGUCGAUACUGGAUCUUCAUAUAUCUUGUUCCCCGAUUACUUGGCAACGGCGUUCCAUCGAGCGAUCCCUAACUCGCAGUACGACAGCAAAUUGGGCUGGUGGAUCCCCUGUUCCCUGGCCAAUUCGCGGUCGGUGGGGGACUUGACGUUUGUGUUGGGCGGGAAGAAGUUUAGUGUGCCCUUGUCGGAUAUUGUGAUCCUCAAGUCGGCCUUUAAUAAUUACUGUCUGAGCGCCAUUGAUUCUUGGCAGGAGCUUGCUGGCCAUGGCGGUCAGUCUGGUAUCUUGUUGGGAGACUUAUUUGUCAAGAACCAGUAUGUGGUCUACGACUAUCAAAAGGAACAGAUUGGAUUCGCGGAAAAGGUCGAUAUGGCACCUGGAGGGAUCAAUUUGAACGCCAAGAGCAUUGCGGGAUCUGGAUGGGAUGCUCUUAGGGCAAGUAGUCGGGACUUUCAAGUACUUGCUAUGGCCCUUGGAGGUGUCUUGAGUUUUCUUUUUGCAAAUGUCCUUUAG
Linnemannia hyalina is the source of this 1272-nucleotide messenger RNA. The record is from the annotation of a GenBank genome assembly. NCBI's taxonomy places the organism in Eukaryota, Fungi, Mortierellomycota, Mortierellomycetes, Mortierellales, Mortierellaceae.